This is a messenger RNA of Auanema sp. JU1783, 1770 nucleotides long. The record is from the annotation of a GenBank genome assembly. Lineage: Eukaryota; Metazoa; Nematoda; Chromadorea; Rhabditida; Rhabditidae.
AUGGUUUUCAAUCACUCUCAGUUGCAAACUGUGCAAAAUGUCCAUGUUUUGUUGCUCAGAAACAGUUAUUAUUUCAGUUGGUUCUCUGGAAUUAAAGCCAAGUUAUCCCAGUUAACCGGCAUAAGCGAGUGGAUGAAUCAGCUAGGGAUUGGAAACUCUCCUGGUGAAACGAAUAACUUGACCAUGCGUCGAACUUCGGCAGCGGUUGUGCAAACUAAUAAUGAUUGUAAUGAUUGUCUGGAAACAAUGGAAGAUGUAAUAUCCUACGGAAGCAUCAAAUUAGAUGAGAUUGCGCAAACUCCAGAAGUUGAUUAUGGAUCUUGGGAUUGGAACACCUGUUUAUUGGCCGACUUAGACGCUUCACAUCAGUGGAAUGACACGCUAGAACGUCAGCACUUCGGACCUUUGAGUGAUCUUGUCAUACCAGGGGAAGCUCAUCGCGGCGAAGGACAUACUUUUCAAUGUAUCAAUCUACUCCACCCUACAUGGUGUGACAAAUGUGGUGAUUUCAUUUGGGGUAUAUUAAGACAAGCUGUCAAGUGUGAAAAGUGUAAUUAUACAUGCCAUCAACGUUGCCAAGAGCUUGUCACUCUCGAUUGUAGAUCAGCUGGUUCAUCUUUGGACUCAGGAGAAUAUGACUCAAUAUAUCCAAAGCUCAAUGACGGUACAUUGGGAACAAUUCCCGAGAACUUGAAGCAGCAGUUAGCGGAAAGUUUAUCGGAGUCCAAACUGGAUCAACGAAAUGGAAGCAUUUCGGUUGAGAAUCAUCUGUUCUCAAUAGUAAAAUCGGGAGCUAAGACUCUACCAAAAGCGUUCGCUCCAGUGAUAACUACUCUGAAACAACCAAUUGUUUUUCAAGCUCAGAAUGGCAGACAAAUGAGAGUUCAAGAAUUAUUUGUCAAAGAAGAUACACCUUAUGAGUGGACAUCAGAAUAUCAAGAUGACGACUUGGCAGCGAAAAUCCAAGCAUUCAAUGCAGCUGCAGAAGAAGGGUCACAAUUGGUUAUGAGUUCAGAUGCUAAAUCUUUCUCUGGACAUAUUCAAGUUCAUAUGAAUUUCACUCGUCCAAUCAGUAUAGUAGCUGGGGAGAAUCCGCCAUCUGUCUAUGACGUCAGAAGCACAGGAACUUCGACUAUGAAGCAACGAACCAUCACAUCAUUUUUCCUGCCAAGAAAUACUGUUAAAACAAUAAACAUCAACAGUACAAUGACUACAAGACAAAUGAUUGUAACAUUAUUGAGGAAAUUCCGCGUUGCAGACAAUCCACGCAAAUUCGCCUUGUAUGAAAGCUCUUUGGCUUCUGACGAAAACACUUUGAUGCGUAAACUGGUGAAAGUGGCUGAUGAUGUUUGUCCUUUAAGAGUUGUUUUGAACUGGUUUGAAACCAACUCCUUUUCCACUCUUGUUUUACAAGAAAAUGAUACGGGUGACAUUAUGUGGGAUGCGUUUGAAGUUCCAGAAUUGGAGAAUUUUCUUCGUAUUCUAUCAAUGGAAGAGCAACAGUAUUCUUGGCAGAUUAAACAGCGAUUCCGUCAAUAUGAAAAUUAUUUAAAUAACGAAUUACGAGCUCGAGGCUUAGAUGUAGAUGUGGGUCCUAGCUACUUGAAUAAUCAACAGGAGCAAAAAGGAUAUCAAGAGGAAAUAGAUCCAUUCGGAACUAGCGACAGUCUGAUCGUUUCGGAUGUGUUCCACACUUUGAAAGAUUCAUUUGAUGAACCUACAUAUGUUAAUAUGGAAGAAAUGAAAAGAGAACAAUCAACUCGUUUAUAA